CGGCGACGCAGGCGGCGCGAGGCUGAGGGCAUACAUCAGAAGAAGCCAAAAGCCAGCUGGAAUAGCCCCUAAAUGCGAUUUUAAUCUUGUUUGCAAUUAUUUUGAAGGGGAGAAACCAUCUGUAUCAGCUGAAUGUUUUCUUGGAAACCUUUCUCUGACAUUGUCAUGUGAACCAACUCAUUAACAAGUAGACUCUUCUGAAGCAACAAUCUGGAAAGAGUGGCUGCUAAGGUCUGAAAAUCCUAAAACAAACUCUUACUUACACUGAAGAUUCCUCUCCCUUUCCACUCCACAUUUGUCAGCUUGCUAUAGUCCAAGGCAAAGACAGCAGUGUUUCUGUGCAUGGAAGAGCAUACCAAGUCUUUUCUGACACCAAGGAUUCUCAGUUAUGAUUGAAGAAUGAAAAAAGAGUGGGCAAUGAAAAAAAUGCCUUUACAUCUCCCUGGAUCUAAUUAAGAUGUUCUGGUUUCAAGGAAAUAGCAUGCAACUUGCUAAAUCCUCCUUUGGACUCUUCUUGAGAAAUCUCUCUGCCUCUAAGACAACUUUGCCUGUGCUGACCUUAUUCACAAAGGAUCCAUGCCCACUCUGUGAUGAAGCCAAGGAAGUACUCAAGCCUUAUAAAAACAGGUUUAUUUUACAGGAGGUGGACAUCACACUUCCAGAAAAUUCUGCUUGGUAUGAAAGGUAUAAAUUUGACAUUCCCGUCUUUCAUUUGAAUGACCAGUUUCUAAUGAAGCAUCGAGUAAACACCUCAAAACUUGAGAAACAACUUCUGAAAUUUGAGCAGCAAGGUGCUACAGACUGACUAAUGCCUUCAUGGUUUUCUACCCUCUCUGUCCAUAAUGCAUCUUCCUAAGGAAAUGACCAUGGCCUCAUACUCCUUUUGUCACUUUUCACAGAGCCCUAAGGCUGUUUUGAACUCAGUGGUGCCACAUAAAUGUUGCCAUUCCUCUUCUGAUUGAUGGAAGUUACCCAUGUGGGAACUGUUUACUUGUGGGCAUUUUGUAAAAUAAGAGGAGUAUAUUGACAGGGAGGGGGAUGAUGGAAGGAGGGAGAAAUCCAUUUGUCUUACUUAUUUUUCCCUUUUGUAUUAAUAUGGAAGCACUUCACAUGAACUGGACAGUGCUGUUUAUAGGAAGAAGGCUUUGCAUUCCUGCUGCUGCCCUGGAGGGCUUAACUUUUUAAUGAAAGAAUAAAUGCUCUUCCACUCAGUAGAUAAAGUGAAAUGUGAAUUGUUAAUAACUGUGCACAGUCAAUAAAGGGAUGUUUUAACGAAUA
This is a messenger RNA of Marmota flaviventris (yellow-bellied marmot), 1278 nucleotides long. Lineage: Eukaryota; Metazoa; Chordata; Mammalia; Rodentia; Sciuridae. The record is from RefSeq and is a predicted model, not a curated record.